AAACACAUUUACUAUUUAUAGACAGACACUAAAUGCAAUAUAAAAAGCCACAGCUGUGGGAAAUUCACCUUUAAUUGCCAUUUUCACCUGUGUGUUUCACCUUGUGUGUCUGUAACAAGGCCAAACAUUCAAGGGUAUGUAAACCGUUUUGUGUGUGCAUAUUUUCAAAAUUUCACACUAACUACCAGGGUAUGCUAAUUUUGAGCACAACUGUAACAGAUCCCAAGCCAUAACCCAUCUAAGACAUCAAUUUGAGGUUGUGCCUGGAAAAGGACUGCACACUUCAUCGUCUUAUACAGAACCUGGAGUGUAUCUGAGAUCCAUUCGGAGAAGGCUUCUGUUUGCAUGAUAUUAUACUGCUCAAUGCUUAAACUGGACUGUCCUCACAGACACACACUCACCACUCUUGCCACCCCCCUGCUCUGAAUUCCUCUCAUCUUCAUUGGAGAGAAUGUUAGCUAAACACCCUGAGGGAACAUUGACAAGCCCUUCAUGUCUUGACAGUUGUCAGACAGGUUUUUUGUUUUUCCAGGAGAAAGGGUCUAAUUUUUUCACCUCCACUCUCUGCUCACAUGUGGUAACUUGCUCUCAUUUUCUCUAACAGCUACUCUCUUUUCCAGCAUUUUUUUCUCUCUGUCUUCUCCCUCCCUACAUAGACAAGAGUCAAAAUUGUUUCCCUGUCACACCCCAUAGCUCUGCUGUUACUUGGUCAUGGGUUUACUAUAUGUUUUGCAGACUAACAUUUCAUCCAUAAUAAUAGGUUUAUUGAUAAUUCUUUUACUUUGGAAGUAUUUGGGAAAACAGAGACGGUAUGGACGGUUGCCCCCGGGUCCUCCCGGAAUUCCCCUGCUUGGUAAUUUGCUACAAAUUGAUUUGAAACAGCCGGACAAGUUCUACAUGGAGCUCAGUAAGAAGUUUGGCUCAGUCUUUACUGUGUGGCUGGGUCCUGAACCUGUUGUGGUGGUCUCUGGAUAUCAGGCUAUUAAAGAAGCUCUAGUGGACCAAGGAGAAGAUUUCAAUGGAAGAGCCAAUGUUGCCAUUGCUGUAAGACUCAUGAAUGAAUAUGGAGUUGGGUCGAGUAAUGGCCAGCGAUGGAAAGAACUUCGUGGCUUCUCCUUGAUGUCUCUGAAAAACUUUGGAAUAGGAUGCAGAAGUCUUGAGGAGAGGGUCCAAGUGGAGGCUAAGUGUCUAGUGAAAGCCUUCAGUGAACAUGGAGAUUCAACUGUCAACCCCAAAGACCUUCUUUUCCAUUCCAUCAUCAACCUGUUCUGCUCCAUAGUUUUUGGGUGCAGAUCUGAAUAUAACGACCCAGAGUUUCAGAUCAUGUACAAGGCAGUCUAUACAUACUUUGAUGUACUUAAGGGAAACGUUUCAAUGCUGUACAAUAUUUUCCCCCAGAUUGUUGAGCGUUUUCCAGGCAAACACCAUGAGAUGUUUGCGGCAGUAGAAAAGGCAAAAGCUUACGUACGACAGGAAUCCGAUCGUCGCCAAAACCACCUGGACACCUCAAACCCCCAAGACUUCUUGGAUGCGUACUUGGUUAAAAUGACAGAGGAGCAGGAGAAGCCUAGGACUGAAUUCAACUUUGACAACUUGUUUCCAUGUGUUUGGGAUUUGUUUGCUGCUGGCACAGAGACCCAGUCAUCCACGCUAUCACAUGCCUUUUUGAUGAUGAUCAAGUACCCUCAGAUCCAAGAGAAAGUUCAGAAGGAAAUUGAUGAGGUGAUUGGCUUAAACAGAUUCCCCACAGUUGACGACAGAAAGAAGAUGCCCUACACGGAUGCUGUCAUCCAUGAAGUUCAGAGAACUAUGAGUCUUGCUCCUACAGCUGUUCCUCACCAAAUGACCCGUGACACAGUGUUCCACAACUACCACAUCCCAAAGGGAACCAAAAUGUUUCCACUACUGUCAUCUGUGCUUUGGGACCCCAAACUGUUUAAUAACCCAAAAGAGUUUGAUCCAGAUAACUUCCUGGAUGAUAGUGGCCACUUUAAGAAAAAUGAUGGAUUUCUUGCUUUUGGAGUGGGGAAGCGGUCCUGUCUGGGAGAUGGAAUUGGAAUUCCCAGAAUGGUGCUUUUCAUCUUCUUUACUUCCGUUCUUCAGCAUUUCUCCUUCAGUGGCACCAGUCCACCAGAGAAGACUGAUGCCAGUGUAGUGUCCUACUUCAUUGGGCGCCUGGCACGGCCUUACACCUGCUAUGUGAAGCUCAGGAAACCAAAUAUUCCAUGAAUCAAACAGCUUCUAGUCUUGUUGGAAUAACUUUUUUUUAUUUCUUUAAAUUUGCCAAACUAGAAUUUAGAGCUCGCUGGGUGCCGCUCGCAUUGGAUUUCUUCCUACUGUUGCAUUGCUAUGUCAUCCAAUAUCACAAAUGGAAGUAGAUCAACCACUGAAGAAGAUGCUGAUGUGUAGCUUUCUAGUAAGUUUUCAUGGGAUAGCAACAAACCCACUUUGACCGCACAAUACAUUUAAUGGAGAAGUACUGAAUCAAUGUUGUUUUACAUUUUUGGGUACUCAGGGUAUAUAUUUGGGGGAACAAAUAUGAAAAAUGUCAACAUUGAGACAGAAGUUCAGGAAGAUUAAACACCUGCCACCUGACUAGCAUUGCCAACCCAUUAAUGCAGCAUUUCUUGCACUAUCAUAAUGGUGAACAUCUGCACUUGUGUGUUACAGUGCCUCGAGUUUUUGACGUGGUGUCCGAUUUGUUGUGUUAAAUGUCCACACUUAAUACAUGUUCUCUGUACUGUUUGAUUAUUCCCACUUCAAUAAAAUGAUCACCUGCCCUCGC
Messenger RNA from Esox lucius (northern pike), 2785 nucleotides. Its product is annotated as cytochrome P450 2M1. Gene Ontology annotation, cellular component: cytoplasm; intracellular membrane-bounded organelle. Bases 712 to 2229 code for a protein of 505 amino acids. Lineage: Eukaryota; Metazoa; Chordata; Actinopteri; Esociformes; Esocidae. The record is from RefSeq and is a predicted model, not a curated record. Gene Ontology annotation, molecular function: iron ion binding; heme binding; oxidoreductase activity, acting on paired donors, with incorporation or reduction of molecular oxygen, reduced flavin or flavoprotein as one donor, and incorporation of one atom of oxygen. Gene Ontology annotation, biological process: xenobiotic metabolic process. The transcript has 9 exons.